Physella acuta is the source of this 591-nucleotide messenger RNA. RefSeq names its product peptidyl-prolyl cis-trans isomerase FKBP9-like. Gene Ontology annotation, biological process: protein peptidyl-prolyl isomerization. The record is from RefSeq and is a predicted model, not a curated record. NCBI's taxonomy places the organism in Eukaryota, Metazoa, Mollusca, Gastropoda, Physidae. Gene Ontology annotation, molecular function: peptidyl-prolyl cis-trans isomerase activity. Gene Ontology annotation, cellular component: endoplasmic reticulum.
AUGCCAAACAAGUAUGGUUAUCUCAUUCCAUCAGUUGAUGAAGCUAACAACAAAGAUGGAAUUAAUGCCCAAAACGAAAUUCAAAACAUGCAGAACGGCGGGUACAUUAGCUAUAUAAAUCAAAGCAUAGAUGGCGAAGCACAUUCUGUCGACAGUUCUGAACCAAAAUACAUUCACAUAGGCAGCUUUCAAGGCAGUCCUUCUAUCCCUGUAAUGAGUGACCUAAUAGAUGAUGAGCAUGACCAAAGCUAUAUACACCCCAUUGACCCCGAUGACCCUUCUCUGCCGAUCUCUUACGGAUACCAUACAUGGGAUGGGGCAGAUGACCAAGCUACUGAUGGCGAAAUAAACAUUGUAGUUUCAAAAGCAUAUGAAGGGAUACUGUGGAAAGGAGAUGUGUUGCAUAUGCAUUACACAGGAAAGUUGGAAGAUGGUACUGAGUUUGACAGCAGCAUUCCCAGAAAAGAGCCUUUUGUAUUUACUCUAGGAACUGGACAGGUUAUUAAAGGAGGGGAUCAGGGUCUUCUGAACAUGUGUGACGAAGAGAAACGCAAGCUGGUUAUUCUUUCAGAUAUGGGCUAUGGAAAUUGA